Daldinia childiae is the source of this 2784-nucleotide messenger RNA. Its product is annotated as 2-oxoglutarate dehydrogenase, mitochondrial. Gene Ontology annotation, biological process: tricarboxylic acid cycle. Gene Ontology annotation, cellular component: mitochondrion; oxoglutarate dehydrogenase complex. The record is from RefSeq and is a predicted model, not a curated record. The coding region runs from base 1 to 2784 and encodes 927 amino acids. The transcript has 5 exons. NCBI's taxonomy places the organism in Eukaryota, Fungi, Ascomycota, Sordariomycetes, Xylariales, Hypoxylaceae. Gene Ontology annotation, molecular function: oxoglutarate dehydrogenase (succinyl-transferring) activity; thiamine pyrophosphate binding.
AUGCUGAGUAGCACCUCCGAUCUUCGAGCAGCCAGCUUCUUAGAGCUAGCUGCCGUACCUCGAAAUGUAUCUCCCAAUCCUCGAGAUGUUUCUCCCUUAGCGCCGCUCGUCGUCCUCUCGCCAUCGCCUCCCAGAAGAGCAAGCUUUCACCCUCCUCCCACUCUCGUUCCCAAUGCGACUGGUGGUGUUGGGCCAGCCGUGGGCGUGGGAGUCGGUCAUGGCUCUGACGUUACGAACCAUCUGAAAGUACAGCUACUAGUCCGCGCGUACCAGGCUCGUGGCCACCACAAGGCCGAUAUCGACCCUCUUGGUAUUCGCAACGAGCCAAGAGGUUCUUCGAAUACUAAGAUUAAGGAGUUGUCCCUCGACCACUACCAGUUUACCGAAAAGGAUCUCGAUAAGGAGUUUACCCUGGGCCCAGGUAUCCUCCCGCGCUUCAAGCGAGAAGGCCGAGACAAGAUGACCCUCCGCGAGAUCAUUGCCGCUUGCGAGAAUACUACUGCGGGUCCUAUGCGCGUCGAAGUUCCCCAACCCUUCAAGUAUUCCAUUGACGAGAAGCGCCGAAUUCUCGACCGUUUAAUCUGGAGUUCCAGCUUCGAAUCCUUCUUAGCUACGAAAUAUCCCAAUGAUAAGCGAUUCGGUCUGGAGGGUUGCGAGACCCUCGUGCCCGGAAUGAAGGCGCUCAUUGACCGAAGUGUCGACUACGGUGUUAAGGAUAUUGUCAUCGGAAUGCCUCAUCGUGGUCGUCUUAAUGUGCUCAGCAACGUCGUCCGCAAGCCGAACGAGUCCAUCUUCAGCGAAUUCGCAGGUACUGCUGGUGCUGAAGAUGAAGGAUCAGGAGACGUCAAAUACCAUUUGGAGCUAUCCAGCACUACAACAAUGAUGACGACACAUCGAACUGCCAUGGGCGUAUUACUACACGGUGACGCCGCUUUCGCUGCCCAGGGUAUCGUAUAUGAAUGUCUUGGUUUCCACUCCCUCCCGGCCUUCUCAACCGGUGGAACAAUCCACUUGGUCGUCAAUAACCAAAUUGGUUUCACCACUGACCCUCGAUUCGCUCGUUCGACCGCGUAUUGUACGGAUAUUGCCAAGGCUAUCGAUGCGCCCGUCUUCCACGUGAACGCUGACGAUGUUGAGGCCGUGAACUUCGUCUGUCAAUUGGCUGCGGAUUGGCGCGCCGAGUUCCAAUCCGACGUCGUUAUUGAUCUCAUCUGCUACCGCAAGCACGGUCACAAUGAGACGGACCAGCCCUCCUUCACUCAACCCCUGAUGUAUAAGCGCAUCAGUGCCAAGGACCCUCAAAUCAACAUUUACGUAGAGAAGUUACUCCAGGACGGUUCUUUCACGAAAGAGGACGUUGAAGAACACAAGCAAUGGGUAUGGGGUAUGUUAGAGGAAAGCUUCGCUGCGUCUAAAGAUUAUCAGCCAACAUCCAAGGAGUGGACUACAUCUGCCUGGAACGGCUUCAAGUCCCCCAAGGAGUUGGCGACUGAGGUUCUACCACACAUGUCGACCAGUGUCGACCAGAAGACUCUGGAGCACAUUGGUGAGGUCAUUGGCUCUACUCCUGAGGACUUCCAUGUCCAUCGCAACCUAAAGCGUAUCCUACAAAACCGCACUAAGUCGGUACUCGAGGGUCAGAACAUUGACUGGUCGACCGCCGAAGCUCUCGCCUUCGGUUCGCUCGUCACUGAGGGCAAUCACGUUCGUAUUUCCGGCCAAGAUGUAGAGAGAGGUACCUUCUCGCAACGGCAUUCCGUCUUCCACGACCAAGAAACUGAGAACACAUACACACCCCUGCAGCACGUCAGCAAGGACCAAGGCAAAUUCGUUAUCUCUAACUCGUCCUUGAGUGAGUAUGGUGCUUUAGGUUUCGAAUAUGGUUACUCGCUGUCGUCGCCAAAUGCAUUGGUUAUGUGGGAGGCACAAUUCGGUGACUUUGCCAACAACGCGCAAUGUAUCAUUGACCAGUUUAUCGCCUCUGGCGAAGUGAAGUGGAUGCAGCGAACCGGUCUGGUCAUGUCUCUCCCCCACGGUUAUGACGGACAAGGCCCCGAGCAUUCUUCUGGCCGUAUGGAACGAUAUCUGCAACUCUGCAACGAAGACCCUCGCGUAUACCCGUCUCAGGAAAAGCUCGAGCGCCAGCACCAGGAUUGUAACAUGCAGAUUGCGUACAUGACUACGCCUGCUAACCUGUUCCAUAUUCUUCGCCGACAGAUGCACCGACAAUUCCGAAAGCCCCUAAUCAUCUUCUUCUCCAAGUCGCUACUACGACACCCUCUAGCCCGUUCCAACAUCGAGGAAUUUACUGGACCUGAUGCUCAUUUCAAAUGGAUUAUUCCCGACCCGGAGCACGAAGCUGGUAGCAUCAAGUCUCCCGAAGAAAUCGAACGAGUCAUCCUCUGCACUGGUCAGGUGUGGGCGGCGCUUCACAAAUACCGCGCCGACAACAAGAUCGACAAUGUUGCACUCACUCGAAUUGAGCAGCUCAACCCCUUCCCGUGGGAGCAGCUUAAGGAGAACUUAGAUACGUACAAGAAUGCCAAGACCAUUGUCUGGGCUCAGGAAGAGCCCCUCAAUGCUGGUGCAUGGAGCUUUACUCAACCGCGUAUCGAAACACUCCUAAACGAAACUCAAUUCCACGACCGCAAGCAUGUUAUGUACGCCGGCCGAAACCCUUCAGCGUCGGUUGCCACUGGUCUAAAGGCUGCUCACAAGAAGGAAGAAGAGGAGUUACUAGAGAUGGCGUUCACAGUGACGCAGGAUAAGCUAAAGGGCGAGUAG